UGUUCCGUACCUCUCUCUCCCAUAGCGCUUCUAUUUACUCAAAAUUUUAUCAACCAAACCCUUUCCAUUACUACCACACCAAAGCUCCUCCACAUAGAGAAAAUACACACACACAUAGAAAUAGAGAAUGAUAUAAUUAAUAUUAUAUCAUAAUAAUGGUGGGACUUAGUGUAGUAUUGGAAGCACAAAAGAGUGGUGGUAGUAGUAGUAGUAGCGGUAGUAAUAGUGGUGGAGUUGGUGGUGGUGAUGGUGGGGUUAGCAAGAAGAAUCAUCCACAAGUAAUUAACAAGACCACCAUGUUGCUCAACAACAACAACAAGCUCUCUCCUUUGCAAGCUCAUCACUCUAGUAGUUAUUUCCCAACACCUACUUUUCUUGACCAAUGCUUUCUCUGCAACCAAAAGCUCUUGCCUGGGAAAGACAUCUACAUGUACAAAGGGGACAGGGCUUUUUGUAGCGUGGAGUGCAGGUGCAGGCAGAUUUUUAUGGACGAGGAAGAAAGUCUUCAUAAAGAUCACUGUUCAUUGGCUGCAAUGAAACCCACUUCUUCUUCUUCGUCUUCUUCCUCUAGUGCUCGUAAUCAUCGCAAAGGAACAAGAAACCGAGCGGGUGGGUUUGUGAACUGAGCGUGAAAAAAAUGAAAAUCAGACCCAAAAAAAAAAAAAUUGUGAAUGAAAAUUUGGGGGGGUUUUUGGAUUUGUAUUCCAGUUUUACCCUUGGAUAAAUUUUGUAAUGACGAUGAUAUCCUCAAAGUCUUUUUGUCCUGCUUCCUAGUAUGAAGCCAAAGAAGUCUCAUUUUUAACGUAUUAGUCCCCACUA
Quercus robur (English oak) is the source of this 819-nucleotide messenger RNA. RefSeq names its product FCS-Like Zinc finger 15. The record is from RefSeq and is a predicted model, not a curated record. The coding region runs from base 156 to 626 and encodes 156 amino acids. Lineage: Eukaryota; Viridiplantae; Streptophyta; Magnoliopsida; Fagales; Fagaceae. The transcript is spliced from 2 exons.